Rosa rugosa (rugosa rose) is the source of this 1194-nucleotide messenger RNA. RefSeq lists its product as uncharacterized. NCBI's taxonomy places the organism in Eukaryota, Viridiplantae, Streptophyta, Magnoliopsida, Rosales, Rosaceae. The record is from RefSeq and is a predicted model, not a curated record. Bases 342 to 1010 code for a protein of 222 amino acids. The transcript has 2 exons.
UCAUCCUCAACACCUCCGAACCUUUCUUCACCCCUCUUCAAAUUCACGUACAUAAAUCAACACGAUGGGAAUCUCUCCGAUAUUGUCACCGGGAGAUCCACUGCUCAGGCACCCCCUCCGGCCACGUGGCACCCGUUGUAUAUAUUCAGCCACGUGGCAGCUGCUUCGCUUAUAGUAGCUACCUGACCUCCUCAAGCUCCUACAUUAAUUUUGAUCAUUUCUCUGAUUUGAGAUCUGCAUCGAUCUUUCGAGAAGAAUUAGUUGAUAGAUAGAUAUUCCUAGCUAGCCCUACCUCUCUAAACCCUAAACCCACCCACGCACCCACGUAAUUCUUUCCAUGCAUGAUGAGUGAAACUUCAUCAAAACCGUCAUCCUUUUUCCCACUAGAGAUGCGAAUUCAAUUAUCAUGGAGGAAAUACAAAAACUCAGUUUUGUUCAAACUGCUAAAUUUGUGGGCAAAGGCAACCGUAUGUGUAAUAGUGCUCCCCACAAUCUUCUUCAUUUGCGUCCCACUCUCUAUCCUUCUCAUCCCACCGUUAUUUAUUGCUUCUACAUGGGCGUUUUGUAUAUGCAAGAUACUAUAUUUCUUGUGCCCUCUUAGAGUUGUAGACACCAUGAAGUUUUUCAGAUUCUGUACCACAUUAAUAUUAGGCAGCAGCAGCACAACCAAGGCUGGUGAUAACGACAAUGAGGAAAAUAUGAUGAAUGAGUUUAUAGCCAAGAGCCUGGAGGAUAAGGAGCAGUCGAUGAGCGUGGUUGAGUUGGACCCCUCGGAGGUGCCGUGUUUCUACGAAUCAGAUGAUCAUGAGCAAGAAAACAAAGAAGAACAGAAUGUUAAUGAAGAAGUGGGUAAAAUCGGCAUGUACGAGGAAGGGUCAUGGCAAGUUUUGGUACCAAAGCCUCCAAUACCCAAAAGGAAGAAGGACAAACAUUCGUUCCAUGACGUUUUGUCGUAUUGGAAAUGCAAGGAGAAAGGAGAGGCAGCAUCAGCUGGCAUAAAAGAAGAUUAAUGCAGCAUCUAGAGAGAAUAAUGUAGGGCUUGGGAGAGUUAUUCAGUUGCUCUCAAUCUUUUUCUCUUUCAUUUCGUUAAUUAACCACAUAAACAGUGGACAAAAUCAAAUUGACAUUGUGCAUGCAUUGUACGCUUGCUAUGUUCAAAUGGAUCUCCAACCUGUGUGGUUAAUUUUCUUCAAA